Molecule: messenger RNA, 754 nt
Organism: Prorocentrum cordatum
Lineage: Eukaryota; Dinophyceae; Prorocentrales; Prorocentraceae
Source: the annotation of a GenBank genome assembly
AGGCCGAUUACCUCAGGGGCGGCUACAAGAUGUUCCCGCUCACGGACGCAACGGGGGCCGCCACGGCGGCGAUGUCGAAGCCGUACCUGGCGGCCCUCAGCGUGCUGCCGUGGGGCCUCUCCGCCGCUGGGCUCGCCUCGUGGAUGCUCCCGAUCGGCUCGCUGGCGCCCAGCGCCCUCUGGUGGCACACCUUCCGCGCCUUCGAGGCGAGGCCGACGCAAGCGACCUGCCGGCGUUUCUUCCUGGGCUCGCUGACCUACCUGCUGGCGAUGCUCGGCCUGUUCACCGCCUUCGCGCGCCCCCAGAAGGCGCUCGCAGACGGGGAGGAGGGGCCCGAGAACCAGGCCGGGCCGCUCUGGCGCUCGCGCCUGUACGCCCUGGGCGUCGAGGCGUGCCCGCACGAGCAGGCCGACGUCCGGAUGGAGAUGAUCGGCACCGGGCCCUCCAGGUGCCCCCUGAGCCGAGCCUAAGGGGGCGCGAGCCUCAGGAUGUGGCGCCUGGCGCGAGCACGACCGCGCAGAGUCGAGGAACAAGAAGCACCAUGAGCAGAAAUUUUCGGAGGCCCGCGCGGAUUUCUUGGAUCGGCGCUGAAUCCCCUUGGCGGCGGCUGGUUCUGUCGCGCCCCGCGCGCCACGGAGAGACUCCUGGUGCCGACUUCAGAAAUCCAUGCGGACCUCCGAGAGUUUUGCUUGGGAUGUUUCUGCUCCCCCUGCAGAAGGCAGUUUCACACUCCUGUCCCUGGUUAGGACCGUCC